AUGUUAAUUUGGUUAUCUGUUCCUCCUCAUCCAUUAUAUCAAGGAGGACUUGAUAAAGAUUGUCAUUUAUUUGAUAUUUGGAAAGAAAGAUUAAAUAAUUUAAUACCUUUAGAUUAUUAUUGGAUAAAACAUCAGAAUCGAGAUCAAUAUUGGCGUCAUGGAAGUAUAUGUGAAGAUUAUUCGAAGAUUUCAUGUCCAGUUUUAUUAAUUGGGGGAUUUGCGGAUCUUUAUAAUUCAGCGAUUUUUCGUUUAAUUAAUCAGUUAGAAUGUCCAAAACGAGCUAUUUUAGGUCCAUGGGGACAUCAAUGGCCAGAUGAUGCGUAUCCUGGACCACAAAUUGGAUUUUUACAAGAACUAGUUCAAUGGCUUGAUUAUUAUAUAAAAGGUAUUGAUAAUGGUUAUGGUAACAAACAAAUUCUAUCAGUAUUUCAAUUACAUCCAAAUAUUGAUGAACUUCAUUCAAUUGUAAAAGACAGAAAAGGAAAAUGGAUACAUUUUAAUUCACUUCCAUCAUAUCCAUAUGAACAUUUUCAAAGAAAUGAUCAUUUAAUUAAUAAAAAUCAACAAAUUGAUACAAAACAAAUUAAAUAUUAUUUAUCUUUUCAACGUUUAACAACUGAAUUUAAUUUAAAUGAUUUAAAUCCUAAAAAAAUUUCAUUCUUAUCUCCUCAAGAGACAAGUUUAUCAAGUGGAAAUUUACUUGGAUGGGGAAAUAUUAACAGUCCUGAUCAUCCAAUCGAUCAACGAGAAGAUGAUGGAAGAUCAUUAUGUUUUGAGUCUCUUCCAUUAAAUCAUGAUUAUGAAUUAUUUGGAUUUCCAACUGUUAAACUUAAUUUAAGUUCGAAUAGUCAAAAUGGUUUAAUAUAUGUUCGUCUCUGUAUGAUUGAGGAAAAAAGUUCAUCUUCAAUUCUUAUUUCACGUGGAAUUCUUAAUUUAACACAUUAUAAAUCACAUGAACAUCCUCAACCACUAAAUAUUGAUGAAAUUUACAAUGUUGAAGUAACAUUAUCUGGUGUUUGUGUAUGUUUACCAACUGGUUGUCGUCUUCGUUUAUCUUUAUCAACAUCAUAUUGGCCAAUUGUAUGGCCUUCAUCACAAUUAUCAACAUUGACAAUUCAUUUUAAUGAAAUAUCACCAUGUAUUCUUACAUUAACUUGUUUAAAUGAUCAAUAUUUGACAAGCGAUGAUUUUGGUUUUCCGGAAAUUUGUCAAGGAAUUCCAAUAAAAUAUUUACGAGAUAGUUCAAUUACUCGUUUUAGAAUAUUAGAUGAAAUUAAUGAAUUAAUAACAUUAAAAAUCAAUGAAGAUAAUGGUUCUAUUGAACAUCCUGAUGGUUUAAUAUGGGAUGAAACAUUAGAAAGUAUUUAUGAAAUUAAAAAAAAUGAUCCUCAAUCAGCAAGAAUAGAAAUCAAAAGAUAUUUAAAAUAUUAUUUUCAAGAUCAAUCAUCAAUUAAAGUCGACAUAGAAACAAAAUCCAUUAUGUUUAGUCAACAAUCACCAUCAACAUUUCAAAUAAUACAUCAAUUAAAUGUCCAUAAUAAGGAUCAAUUAUUUUUUAAAAAUGAUUGGAAUUUAACAUUUCCUAGAUUUUGUAACUAG
Molecule: messenger RNA, 1599 nt
Organism: Rotaria sp. Silwood1
Lineage: Eukaryota; Metazoa; Rotifera; Eurotatoria; Philodinida; Philodinidae
Source: the annotation of a GenBank genome assembly